UGUUGUCGUGUAAGUCAGAAAAGUGUCACUUUAAUAAUUUGAACAGUUUGAGCUGCUUUAAUUCCUUUGAUGUUAUUAGUUUGUUAUGUUUGAUGUGGUAGGUACUGGUUGUUGUAAUUUGUUAAUUAACAUAAUUUUAAAAUGACUACGAAAAGUUUUCACCGAGGAAAGUAUUAUGUUACAUUUAAACGUGGUUUCGAAGACUAUAAAAAAGAUAUAACGGUAACAGUCGACAAAGUGUUCGAAGCCGACAGUUUGAAAAUAUCUUUAUCUGAUGAAGAUGAUCCGAGUUUUCUGUGCAUAUUACACAUUACCCGCCUUGAUUAUGAAGACUUAAAGAAACAACAAGGUCUUCUCAUAGAUUUUGACAAUUUUCCUUCUCAACUCGUAAGACUUUUUCAACAAUGUGCAGCUAACAACAUGUUUAUGAUUAUGCAGCAAACAAAUCCAGUGCAGUACUAUUUUGAAAUAAUUGAACACAAUGAAUUUAAGCGUUUGGUGCAUUUGUCCUUGCGAACAGGCCCGGCCACUGAUGCUGAUAUAAAACAACAUAUGGCUGAAACUAUUCUUAACUUAAAGAAAUCAUUGUCAUCAUUAAAAAGCUCAGCAUCAAGCACUGAUAUGAUGUGGAGUGAUAAAUGUGCGAAUUUGGAACAUAAAAUCCAUGACUUGACUUUAGCUGUAAGCAAAAUGGAAGAGGAUAAGCUUCGAAGAGAAACAGAAUUCCAAGAAGCAUUGAAACAAGAGAAAGACAGGUUAAAUCAGGAAAGAACACAGUGGCAAAAAAGUCUAGAUGUGACUACAAAAGCACAGGUCACUAGUUUCCAGGAAAAUAUCCAUAGGAAAGAGAAACAUAUUGAAGAAUUGAAUGCUGUGUCUAAACAAAUGAAAGAUAACAUCGCCCAAUUGGAAAAUUUGUUGAGUGAGAAAUCACAACGUUUGAAUGUACUAGAAAAUGAAGUUCAAAAGGCACACAUUGAAGUGGCAACAUUAAAAGCCAAACAUUCUACAGUUGAAAGAGAAAUAAUUGAAAAAGAAAAACAAUAUAACCAAGUUAAUUCUCGGUGUACAUAUUUAGAGCAGUUAACAAAAGACAAUGCAGAAACUAUAAAAGAACUAAAUAGAUCAUUGCAGAUUAUGAAAAAAGAAAAGGCGUCUUUGGAAGAAAGACUAGCGCUCAGUGAGUCCCUAGUAAAUAAGAACAACGAAGCAGCACAUUCUACAUCUGAGCAGCUUUUGAAAGCUAAUCAAAUCAUUGCUAAACAAAAUUCCGAUCUCAUUGAACUGAAAGAGAAGUUACUAUGUCGCACAGCCAUAGCGCUAGAGCAAGAAAAGGUUAUAGAAACUAACACAAAAGAUAUAGAAGACUAUAGAUCUGAAAUUAAUAGCUUGAAAGAGAACAUAGAGAAAAUAAAUGAAGAAUUAAGAAGAAUAAAUGAGAUCAAUGAUUGUAACGAACAAGCACUUAAAGAUAGGGAUGAGACAAUCAAAAAUAAUAAUAUGGUUAUUCAGUGGUUACAUAAAAAGAUAGAGGGCAAUGGUGAACAGGCAGAAAUUCAAAUACAACAGAAGUCUGGUAUACAUAGCGCUCACGCAUCGACACCGUACUUCCUCCCUGCGAGAAAUCUUUCGAACUCGUCCCAAGCUGUCUCUGACGAAUCAAUUAACUUUUAUGCCACUUCUAAAUUAUCGACCAUGGAAGACAGUCCUGCCUGCCAAAGCCAGAAUACAAAUAAUAGGGUGGGGCUAGAUCCAAAAUAUUUAAAGCCUGCUACAGAAAAAGUGAAUGAAGAUAAUACAGGUCGCAAAGCAGACCUAGAAAAUAAGAAGAAAGGGAAAGAAAAUAAUGCUAAAAUAUUGCCCAAAGUUGAUUAUAGGGAAAAGAAGUCUGGCCGGUCAACUUACCGAGCCACACCUGUGUCGGCUUAUUUUCCAUAGUUAACAUUUUCCCGGAAGAACUCACUAACAUAGGAUUUGGUCCUGCUGUCUUUCUGAGCCAACUAGUUGAAGUUUGAAGUUCAACAAAAACAAUCUGUGUCAAAUUCAUUACUAGCGACCCGCCCGGGCUUCGCACGGGUGCAAAAUUAUAAAUGUUAUUAUACAUAAAAACCUUCCUCUUGAAUCACUCUACCUGUUACAAAAAACCGCAUCAAAAUCCGUUGCGUAAUUUUAAAGAUUUAAGCAUACAGACAAACAGACUAAAAUAGCGACUUUGUUUUAUACUAUGUAGUGAUCAUCAUAUUAUUUCUCUGUCGGCUUGUUUGUCAUAUGAAUAUAAAUAUGUAAAGCAAAAAAAGACAUUUUUGUAUGAAAUA
Amyelois transitella is the source of this 2315-nucleotide messenger RNA. It is a transcript of the gene Sas-6, whose product is annotated as spindle assembly abnormal protein 6 homolog. Gene Ontology annotation, cellular component: centriole; centrosome. Gene Ontology annotation, biological process: centriole replication. The transcript has 12 exons. The record is from RefSeq and is a predicted model, not a curated record. The coding region runs from base 142 to 1938 and encodes 598 amino acids. NCBI's taxonomy places the organism in Eukaryota, Metazoa, Arthropoda, Insecta, Lepidoptera, Pyralidae.